This is a messenger RNA of Parnassius apollo (apollo), 261 nucleotides long. NCBI's taxonomy places the organism in Eukaryota, Metazoa, Arthropoda, Insecta, Lepidoptera, Papilionidae. The record is from the annotation of a GenBank genome assembly.
AUGCGUCGACUUUUUGCUGAGCUGGAGCCAUCUGUAACCGUCACAGAGCAAAACCUGGCAGACUGCGUUCGGUAUAUCUUGCGCUCAAAUAUAUUUGAUGACGCCAAACUCGAACGGCUACUACGUGAAGCUAGUCCCUCAUCUACGGCUGAAGAUGUGGUGCCACAAGUUGCAGAAAAACCCGCACACGUGGAUACCGCCGUGAAUACCCCAGUGGUGGCUGAUUCAAAUGAUGAUGGAACAUUCGCCCAGGAACUAUAA